AUGACCCUACAGUCGAAGGUGCAGGGACGGUCGACACCAAAGGAGGAAAGCGUUGGCGGAUGGGUAGUGGCAGACUGUCAGGAAGGAAUCGAUGGUGCAAGUCGUUCACCAGGGACAAUGGAGGUGGAAGUGAUUAGGGUUAAAAUUGGAACAACUCUCAAUUGGAAGGAGACAGAGCUCAGGGAUGCAGCGCUGGAAGGGGAUGACAGAAUCGUUGGGAGGAAGAGGGAGGAGGGACACAGAUUAUGUCGCACCUGGAUGAAAACAGAUGACAGAUCUCCGGUUGCUAGGUCGGAGAAAGAUGACAGACUUUGGGUGGUCGUCGUUAGCGGGGAGAGAAGGGGACAUGGAUCGUUUUUCUUCUUUGGAUGCGUGUUCAGUAGGGCAAAUUUGGAAUUGAAGGCGUUGAUAAUUUUUUUUGUCACAAUCCUUCUCAUUUGA
Lactuca saligna is the source of this 441-nucleotide messenger RNA. NCBI's taxonomy places the organism in Eukaryota, Viridiplantae, Streptophyta, Magnoliopsida, Asterales, Asteraceae. The record is from the annotation of a GenBank genome assembly.